Messenger RNA from Sceloporus undulatus (fence lizard), 2021 nucleotides. It is a transcript of the gene CHRNA9, whose product is annotated as cholinergic receptor nicotinic alpha 9 subunit. Gene Ontology annotation, cellular component: postsynaptic membrane; neuron projection; synapse. Bases 304 to 1767 code for a protein of 487 amino acids. Gene Ontology annotation, molecular function: acetylcholine-gated monoatomic cation-selective channel activity; transmembrane signaling receptor activity. The record is from RefSeq and is a predicted model, not a curated record. Gene Ontology annotation, biological process: signal transduction; monoatomic ion transmembrane transport; regulation of membrane potential. The transcript is spliced from 5 exons. NCBI's taxonomy places the organism in Eukaryota, Metazoa, Chordata, Lepidosauria, Squamata, Phrynosomatidae.
GAAUGAAGUUGAGAAGAAUGGUUUCCUCAUGACAUCCCUUCACCUCUUCACUGAGGCAGAGACUUCUCAGAUUACCAGACCUGCAAGGGCCCAGAUAGAUGAAGAAAACACAGAGAGUGGGUGAGAACAGCUGGCACUCCGGAGGAUAAGAGAGACUAGCUAAAGCUGAGAUCACAAUUUAUUCUCUUUUUUAUUCUCUUUGCUGCAUUCAUUCAUCGUGGCUUGGCAAGAAGAUGAAUAUUUUCUUCCGCAGAUCAGUUUAAACACCUCCCCACAACACCCAGGAGAACAGCUUUCACUACAAUGAACACAAGCUUAGCUAUCUCCUAUCUCACCUUCAUUUUCACAGUAGGAAUGCUUUCUGGUGCUAAUGCAGCACAAGGCAAAUAUGCGCAACUGCUCUUUAAUGAACUUUUUCAAGACUAUUCGAAUGCUCUCAGACCAGUGGAAGAUACAGACACAGUUCUGAACGUCACCCUUCAGAUCACACUUUCCCAAAUAAAAGAUAUGGAUGAGAGAAACCAAAUUCUGACAGCUUACCUGUGGAUUCGACAAACUUGGUAUGAUGCCUAUCUGAAAUGGGACAAAGACCAAUAUGAUGGGUUGGAUUCUAUUCGGAUUCCCAGCAAUCUUGUGUGGAGACCAGAUAUUGUUCUUUAUAACAAGGCUGAUGAUGACUUCUCUGAGCCAGUGAAUACAAAUAUCGUUUUGAGGUAUGAUGGAAAAAUUACUUGGGAUUCACCAGCUAUAACCAAAAGUUCAUGUGUGGUAGAUGUGUCUUACUUUCCCUUCGAUAGCCAGCAGUGUAAUCUUACCUUUGGUUCUUGGACUUACAAUGGUAAUCAAGUAGAUAUAUUCAAUUCUUUAGACAGCGGUGAUCUCUCAGACUUUAUAGAAGAUGUGGAAUGGGAGAUUCAUGGCAUGCCAGCUGUCAGGAAUGUGAUAACCUAUGGCUGUUGCUCAGAGCCUUAUCCAGAUGUUACAUUCACCCUGAUUUUGAAAAGGAAGUCAACUUUCUACAUAUUUAACCUGCUGCUUCCUUGCCUGUUGAUCUCUUUUCUGGCUCCAUUGGGAUUCUACCUUCCUGCUGACUCUGGAGAAAAAGUAUCUCUCGGAGUUACUGUUCUGCUGGCCCUAACUGUGUUUCAGCUCAUGGUUGCUGAAAGCAUGCCACCUUCUGAAAAUGUACCCUUGAUCGGUAAAUAUUACAUCGCUACUAUGACAAUGAUCACAGCCUCCACAGCACUGACAAUCAUAAUCAUGAAUAUCCAUUACUGCGGAUCAGGAGCCAAACCUGUCCCUCAGUGGGCCAGGGUAGUGAUUUUAGACUACAUGUCCAAGAUCUUCUUUGUGUAUGAUGUUGGUGAAAGUUGCACAAGUUCACAGAGUAUGAAAGAGCAAGGUUCAAGCUUGAAAAAAAUCAAUGCCUGUCCCAAAGAGCCAAGACAAUAUGAAGGGGCAAGGCAACCACUGACUAAGAUUAGAAACCACGUGAGCACCCUGAAAAAGAAGUUUCCAGAAGACAUGAGCAAUGGCUAUGGACCCCAAGGAGAAAAUACCAGGGAUAUUGUGAGCUGCUGUUCCUGUUACAGGAUACUGAUUAAGAAUAUUGAGUACAUUGCUAGCUGUGUGAGACGUCACAAAGCAAAUCACGCAAAAGGAGUGGAGUGGAAAAAAGUAGCCAAAGUCAUGGAUCGAUUCUUCAUGUGGAUUUUUUUUAUCAUGGUAUUUUUCAUGAGUGUUUUAGUUAUUGGCAAAGCUCAUUAGUGAGCCGUAUAUACCAGGGCUCUAACUGGACUGCCCAAUGUUUUACUGCAAACUUUAGUGAGAGCUUGGGGAAAUUACUUUGAGGGGAUUACAGCUCCCAGAAUCCCCCAACCAGUUUAGCAACUCGCAUUGGGUGGGAAGAUUCUGGGACCUGGAUGUUCAAAAAAUAGCAUUUCCAUUCUCUCUCAUCAGUGUCGUGUUUCUCUUUUGUAAACGCUUUCAAAUAUAUGUUUUAACUCUCCUCAAUAAAUGAC